CUACGGUAUACGGUAUGUAGUCGAAACGAGACCCGCUCGAAAGCCCUACUGCUAGAGAAACGCCCAUCCAGCAACCACCAGUCGAGUGAACCGUCCAUGACCACUUGCUAGAAGGUGGUGGGUUGGCAAUUGCCCUGGUGCUCGGCGUUACCGAACUGCUGCAAUGGCGGAAGGAAAUCCUUCCACCGUCAAGAAGCAGAAGAUGAAGCAGACUUUGGACGGGACAAAGAGUGCAAAGAAGAGAAAGGCUCAAGAUGCCCUGGGAGUCAAUGGAACUGGACAGGGCCUGCCACAGGAUGGGGCGGCACUGAAGCCGAAGAAAAAGAAGAUCAAUGAGCAGAAGGUAGUGCCAGGAAGCAAGACCCAUCAGGCUAAGAUUGCCGCAGCGGGGACUGGUGAAGUCUCAGCUGGCUUUGAGGGCACCGUCAAGCUGCCAAAAAUGAAGAAAGGCAAAAAGCCAAAAGUGGGUGACGGUAAUGGUGAGGACGAAGAAACUAGAGAGGAGGCGGAAGUCGGAGCAAAUGGUAAAGGUGGUGCAGAGCCUGAAGAAGAGGACGGCAUUGACGACAAAGACGACGUGCCGGAUCGGACAGCGGACGGGGGCGAGGUGUCCGGACAGGGCGCCGAGUCCAUCACAGGUCCAAUCAAGUUCAAGGGGGGCGUCAUGGAGGGGGGGUUGCACCAGGUUGAGGGGAUCAUGAGCAGCUCGGCUUUCGCGAGCGUCGAGCUCUCGGAAAACACCAGGAAUGCGAUCAAGGAGAUGGGGUUUGAGAACAUGACGGAGGUGCAGGCGCGCACGAUUCCGCAGCUGCUGACGGGGCGGGACGUGCUGGGGGCGGCUCGGACGGGAAGCGGAAAGACGCUUGCGUUUUUGGUGCCGGCUGUGGAGCUGCUGUACCAUGCCAAGUUCAUGCCGAGGAAUGGGACGGGGGUGGUGGUCAUCUCACCAACGAGGGAACUGGCUAUGCAGAUCUAUGGUGUGGCAAAGGACCUCAUGAAGUUCCACCGGCAGAGUCACGGCAUCGUGAUGGGGGGUGCCAAUCGGCGCGCGGAGGCAGAGAAGCUGACCAAGGGCGUAAAUCUGCUCAUAGCCACGCCAGGGAGGCUGUUGGACCACUUGCAAAACACAAAGGGCUUUGUGUUCAAGAAUCUCCAGUGCCUCGUAAUCGACGAAGCGGAUCGCAUUCUGGAGAUUGGGUUCGAGGAGGAGAUGCGCCAGAUCAUCAAGCUGCUGCCCAAGGAGCGCCAGACGGUCCUCUUUUCCGCUACGCAGACCACCAAGGUGGAGGAUCUGGCGCGGGUGAGCUUCAAGAAGGCCCCGCUGUACGUGGGCGUGGACGACGGGCGCGCCAAUGCGACGGUGGAGGGCCUGGAGCAGGGGUAUUGCAUUGUGCCCAGCGAAAAGCGUUUCCUGCUGCUGUUUACCUUCCUCAAGAAGAACCUCAAGAAGAAGGUCAUGGUGUUCUUCUCGUCGUGCAACAGUGUCAAGUUCCACAGCGAGCUGCUCAACUACAUCGACCUGCCCGUGCUGGACAUCCACGGGAAGCAGAAGCAACAGAAGCGGACGUCCACCUACUUCGAGUUCUGCAACGCUGAGAAAGGGAUUUUGUGCUGUACCGAUGUCGCGGCGCGAGGGCUCGACAUCCCGGCUGUAGAUUGGAUCAUACAGUUCGACCCUCCCGAUGACCCAAAGGAGUACAUCCACCGAGUAGGGCGUACGGCACGUGGGGCGGGCGGCAGCGGCCGCGCCCUCCUGUUCCUCACGCCCGAGGAGAUUCCCUUCCUGCGCUACCUCAAGGGGGCCAAGGUCCCCCUCAACGAGUACGAGUUCCCCGAGAACAAGGUGGCGAACGUGCAGUCGCAGCUGGAGCGGCUGAUCGAGAAGAACUACUACCUGCACCAGUCGGCCAAGGACGCGUACCGCUCGUACCUGCUCGCAUACAACAGCCACUCCAUGAAGGACACGUUCAACGUGCACCGCCUCAACCUGCAGGCGGUGGCGACCUCCUUUGGCUUUAGCGUUCCACCGAAGGUGAACUUGAACCUUGACAGCAAUGCUGCCAAGUUUAGAAAGCAGCGGAAGAGCACGGGGCUUCUGCCGGGCAUGGACAAGCCAAAGGGGAGGUCGAAAAGUGGGCACACUUUCAGUGCCACGAAUCCGUAUGGCAAGCGGGCAGAGACGGACAAGAGGCAGUUCACAAGGAUUUGAUUGAUUGUAGGACAGGUUUAGCAAACCUAAUGAUCGUCCGACCAUGUCAAGAAGAGGUUCAUGAUACAAAUCCAGCAUGGUAUGGAAGUUUUGGUUCAGCUCAUGCCCGAUAUGGCACUCACCCAUCGAAUGCAUAGAACUCGUAGGAGUCCUUUCAGGACUCAGGUACCUGGAAUCGACGUGCAGAGUGCCUCCUUUGGACUUUGAUGGGAUUGCUGC
Klebsormidium nitens is the source of this 2428-nucleotide messenger RNA. The record is from the annotation of a GenBank genome assembly. NCBI's taxonomy places the organism in Eukaryota, Viridiplantae, Streptophyta, Klebsormidiophyceae, Klebsormidiales, Klebsormidiaceae.